AUAUAGGUUGGCAACGUGAAAUAGACGCAUAUGAUUGGUGGAAUGUUAUCUCUCCAGUCCAACAACCAAUCAUGUGCUAUCAUUAUUAUCAUUCACUGUGACCAACCAAAGUAUUUAGUAGAAAAAAUGUUUAGGGGUGCUCGAUAUUUCUGGGCACUCUGUAUAUUCUAAGUAGGUAUCAGGAACAUUUUUGAACAACAAACAAGACCAACUCAAAAGAUCUUGCAAAAAUGCAUUACCUACUAGCCAAAAUUUCAGAUGCUAAGUGCAUUUUUUAAUUUUUGGCGAAUUUUCAAAAAUCAAAUUCGAGUCAAAAAUGGGGAAAAAAUUAAAAUUCUACGAAAUUGAUCGAGAAAGGGAAAACUUGCCAAGUAGGUACUUUUUUUCGAGCCACCAAAUCGAUUGAAAAAAUCUUUGAACCGUUUUGAAAAGUUUUGGAGCCUUCAACAAAUUUUUGAAAAUUGAAAUUUCUGCAUAAUUUUACACAAUGAAGUUGAAAAUCUGAAAUUUCCAAAAUAUAACUGGUGGCUCUAAAAAAGCUCGAAACCACCUGCAAUCGACUCGGCCUGUUGAAAUUAGCAUAUAAAGGCACCCUUUCAUCGUUAUGGUAAUUGGGCAAGUUUCCUUCUUUUUUUUUCUAUUGGAAAUUCCAACUCUAAAAAAUAAGCUAAAGGCUGCACAGCUGCUCAAAACGUUUCUAAACAGUUUUCAAUCGAUUAGGAAGGGGGUCAGAAAUAAAUAGGGUGAGUACCUACAUAACAAUUUCAGCUUUCUGGAUCGAUUUGGUGACAUUUCAAUUUUUUCCUCAUUUUUGAAAACUCUUUGAUUUUCAAAGAUUCAUCGAAAAAAACUAUGAAUGCAUUUUAAUAAUUAUUAUUGAAACUUUUAGUGAUAGUCUAUUUUCCGCAUACCCCUUUAAUUUAGCUUCAGCAAAUGUUUCUACCAGAUAGGUUACAUAUGUAUGUAGAUACCUUGUUAGUAGGUGUGUACCGAAUUUGAUUGGUAAUUUUAUGAAUCAGAUAUGCAGAAAACUUUUGAAAAUAUAAUGGAAUCUCAUCGUCGUUUACUUUUCUGGCUGGGUCCUUUUCCUAUUAUUGCUUUAAAAAAAUACGACGAUAUUAUAGCUAUAUCAAACCAGACUCAAGAUCGUGACAACUUUCUUAACUUUGCAAAUGAAUGGCUUGGCACUGGAUUACUCAAUGCUAACUACGACGAAUGGAAAAAAUCGAGAAAAAUUCUCGCUCCAGCUUUCAGUUCACUUAUGCUCUCGAGAUACGUGGAUGUUUUCAAGAAAAAAGCUUCACUUCUUGUAGACUCCUUGGAGCCGGCAGCAGCUUCUGGCCAAGAAUUUGACUGCCGAGAUACUUUGAUAAAAAUCAAUGUUGAUACAAUUGUAGAAAACACAAUCGGUGUACCAAUAAAUGGCACAGGAGAGGAAGGAAAACAAUUUGCUCAUGCUGUGGCCCAGGCAUUUCAUAGCAUAAUGAAGCGCAUGACAACACCUUGGUUGUAUCCACGUUUGGUUUAUAAAACGUAUUUAAAACUAACAGGAAAAGAAAAUGUUAUCCAGCAAUAUCGUAAUUUUCCUGCUAAGAUACUAAAAGAGGAACUGAAUAAUAAGGAAAACCAAAAAAAUUUAGAAGAAAAUAACAAUUCUUUGAAAACAAUUAUCAGUUUACUGGUUAAAGGAAGCCUGCAAGAGCCAACUUUCACUGAAACACGCAUGAGAGAUGAGCUGCUACAUAUAAUGAUUGCAGCUAGUGAAACUACAUCAUUAAAUGUGGGAUUUACUCUUCUAAUGCUGGCCAUGCAUCAAGAUAUUCAACAAAAAGUUUAUGAAGAAAUCUGUGAACUUUUCAAAGACAACGACGACGCUCUUACUGCGGAUCAUUUAUUCCAUCAAUUGAAAUAUUUGGAACAAUGUAUCAAAGAAACGUCAAGAAAAUAUACUCAUGCAACCGUUAAUCUAAGACGAACUCAUAAAGAAUGCAUAUUAGCAGACAAUACGAUUAUACCAGCUAAUAUCAUUGUCAUACCGCUUAUUCAUCUUGCCAACCAGGAUCCCGAGUUGUAUAAAAAUCCACAUAAAUGGGAUCCGGAACACUUUAGCGAUGAAGCUGUGAAAAAUCGACCUAAAGGUAGUUUCAUGAGUUUUGGGUAUGGACCACGAUCGUGUAUAGGGGAUAGAUAUGCCAUAAUGUCAAUCAAGACUCAAAUCGUGUAUAUUAUACGAAAAUAUCAUCUAUCUACGAAUAUAAAAGAACUGACAAGAGAUCACUUGACAACACAUUUAGCUAUGCUAUAGGAAGUAAAAUUGGUUAUCCUAUAAAAUUUACAAAGAGAAUGCCAUAAUUAUUUUCUAUCUUCUUUUCCCUUUUAGUAUUUUCUUCUUUUUUUAA
Messenger RNA from Planococcus citri (citrus mealybug), 2399 nucleotides. RefSeq names its product cytochrome P450 4g15-like. Bases 1022 to 2305 code for a protein of 427 amino acids. The record is from RefSeq and is a predicted model, not a curated record. NCBI's taxonomy places the organism in Eukaryota, Metazoa, Arthropoda, Insecta, Hemiptera, Pseudococcidae. The transcript is spliced from 11 exons. Gene Ontology annotation, molecular function: iron ion binding; heme binding; oxidoreductase activity, acting on paired donors, with incorporation or reduction of molecular oxygen.